CAAAACAGUUCGGCUAUUCUUGUGGGGACGCUCGCAUUGUGCUUUCUACUUUCAGGCAAAUGAACAUGGCAAGUCGUGCCGCACUGAGCUCCAACAGAGGCCAGCUAAAGUUUGCUCCCUUCUAAUUACGCUCUUUAAAAUCUACGGUUGUGCCAUACCUCAAGCGCCAUUCAGCAGGGGAAACCAGAUCGAGCUAAACACGAGACGAUGGAUCUAAGGAAAAAUAUAAAGUUAUUGUUGAUUUUCCUCGCAGUUGCCUCGAUGAGAUUACACGCUUCUCAAGUGAAAUUAAGAGGCCGACAAUUUAUGACUUACAAACUAGAAUCUGGUGAAAACUCCAGACAGACUGUUGUUAAAUUGCGAUUCCAAACCAUUCAUCCAAACGGUCUUUUUUUGUAUUCCAAAGGAACUAAAACUGAUGAGUACCUCCAGCUUGACCUCUUUCAUGGACAGGUGCGGUAAGUGUGUUGUUAAUUUUUAUACGUUCGCUGUGUGAGGAGAUCUUGCUAACUUGUAAACAGUUGUAAAAACCAACUACUGGGCCAAGCUUAAAGAUGUGGGAACAAUUGAAAAAAAACCUUUUGUUUUUUUUUGGUAUUUCAUUCAACGCAUCUUUUUCUUAAGGUGGCUUGACUGGAUUUUUCGGGAGGAUACCUCCCAAGUUUGAGCAUUAACUACGUCGCCAUGAGUAAAGAUAUGGGAAAAAGAUUACCACAACUGUAUUAUGUAAAGAUGAAAAUUUAAUGUAAUAUAAGGUCUGUUGAAAAGGAAACACUGCGUCUUAUUUUCCUUUCAUUGGCAGUUAAUUGCAAUUCAGUUGCAAAAGAAAAUGUUAUACUUCUUUUUUUAGAUUGUUAAGGUUGUUGUCCCUAGCCAUCUCUCAUUUUUUUCUCUUAAUUUGUAUUUGGGUGUAAUUUCAGAUCUGAAUGCAAAGAAUGUAUAAUACUGUACAUAAGAACAAAGCGAUAAAUAUCUAGAUCGGUUUUUAAAAUAUAUAAUAAGAUUACUUUGUUUUCAAAACAAAAAUAAGCGAAGGAAUCCUUAGGAAUGUUUUCGAUAAAUUAUUAGAUUUCAAGGAAAUGAGCUGUGUUUAUGGCUAACUGAGGAAAUUUUAUGAAAAAGCGUUUUUUGAAAAUUUAUAAAUAGCCGUUCCUUAAUGGGCGAAUUUUUUUAAUGUCAAUGAAAUAUUUGUUGACCUUGAUUUCUCGUAUUCUUUAACUAUUUUAACAUACAAUGAUAAACAUUUUGUGUCAAAGAGGAAAUUUGUUGUUAAAAUUAACGAGAACUCUGUCCAAAUCAGAAAUAUUUCUUCGACCACUUAUUUUUAAAGAAAUCGUUUAAUCAGACUCCGCAUUAUUGUUCCCUGCAGUUUUGGAGACUGAAUAACCUUCUUUUGUCUCUCAAAAUUUUAAACCAUGCAAAUGAAUCACACAAAAUUAAACUUUGGCAAGAUUGUGCACUCCAUAAAAGAAACCGAAAAGAACUGUGUAGUUAUCAAAAACACGCUUACUUAAACAACAAAACGAUAAAAGAAAUCGGAUCGAUGCAGUUUUUUCUGUAAAGCGACUUUGUUUAAUUCUUCUGAAUAUGUAUUCCUUAUUUUUGUGCAUUUUUUGGUUUGCCUCUCCGCUUAAGCAACAAUGAUAAUCACCAUCCGCCAAGUUCUUCUUUGCGAAAAAAAUCUUAUUUAUUUGCUCUCUAUUGAAACAAAUCGCAUACAUUUUAUUGCAGUUUCCAUACACUGCAUGUUUUUGUACUGAUCCUUUUAGAGAUCAAUUCCCUUCUUUUUUUUCUGCGGAAAAUAUAUACGUGGCCUUAAUGGCUUUAUCUGCAACACCGUAGGAGGGCCAUACAAAUCAAUUUUCCCUUUCACCCAUGUUUGAAACACCACCUGAAUCGAUCAGAUUUGUCUACUUAUUUUUUAAUGCCUUAAAUCAGUGCCGCAAAAACCUACAUUUUUCAUUUGGAUUAUCAAAAAGUUAGUUUAAGGUACUUCCAGUGUACUAUAUGCUAUGUGAAACAAAGUACAAAUUGAAUUAGCUUACACGUAAAUGCUACCAAAGAUAUACCACUGAUAUCUUGCCCUUUACUGUCGCUUUUAAGUAUCUUUAAUGAAAUUCUUGCCCAAAGCCUCACCACUCAAACCAUCCAGACCACCAAAAGAUUUCGGCAAAAUUAUUUUGAUUAACAUUUUAAUUUACAAAGGCUGUUCCUGUGAUUUUGAUUCAUAUCUAAUAUUAUAGUACAGUACAAAGGCACUCCCCCUUUUGUAGUCUUUACAUAAAACAUGAUUUGGGUAAUGCCACAACGUCGUAGCCUGAAAUUCAUCCGAUUGCUUCGAGUCGUUUUCUCCUCUCAACAACGUCUGAAUCGACCGGCCGUUAAUGCCGUCCAGUGACGUCACUCACUACCCGAAAACCGGGUAGUGAUUUUGAUUGGUUGAUUUUCUAAACAUUCGCAUAAUUAUGUAUAAUUAUGAAAACUUUUAGCGGGAUUGUCGCUUGAUAUUCAGUGCAUCGCAUUCCUGGCAUUCUAUUCGUUGAAUUUAAUUAAUCUUUAUCUUAAACAGCAAAAUUGCCCUUGUCUUCGAACCUGAAAUGCUAAAUUGAACUGCGAAUGAAGAAUCAUUGCGGAGAGUCGGUAGGUUUUUCAUUUAGAGCCGCUUUGUGGUUUCGGCGGCCGGUUAUUUUGUUUACGCGAAGUUUUCUGAUAUCAAUGUUAUAAUUCGACCUUCUUGCUAUUUUUACCGUCAAGUGUAAUGAUUCUGUUAGCUUUUCUUUCUCGUCUCCUUGCUUUUUUCUUCGUUAAGGACCAAAGAGCUUCUUUUCAAUUAAAGCAAAUCACUGUGUUUUUGAACUAAGGCCCAGUUCAGACGUCGUGCUUCUGGCGUGCCGAACUAAAUUCAGGAAUUAAGUUCGACAAAAGCACGGCAGAAGCACGACGUCUGAAUCAAAGUUUUGAAUUAAGUUCGGCAAGCAAUUAAGUUCGACAAGCGCUGUCGUGCUACACGGCUCUGGCACGGCAGCGAUUCAAACGUCGUGCUUCUGCCGCGCCAAACCAAGUUCAUAAAUUAUAUUAAUGUAUUUUGGCGAUAUUGCGUUCCCACGGGGAGUUGGGGGAAGAAUUGUCACGAGGCAUCAGUAAAUCCUGAAUUUGGUUCGACUCUGGCACGACGUCUGAAUCAAAGUUGUUUUACUGCCGUGCUACAGUCGAACCAAAUCACAAUUAAGUUCGGCACGGCAGAAGCACGACGUCUGAACUGGGCCUAAGUGUUCCGUGUAUGUGUUUAUUUCAUUACGUGAUUGUGACCGAGUUUGAUCAUAGAAUUUAGUACAACCGGUUCAGAGUUAUACUGCAUGCAGUUGAUAGUUUGAACGUUAAACAUGAAUUACGAUCGAAAAAAAUAAAGUAGUUCUGUAUCAUGCAGACAUUUCCAAACGAUAUUUCUCGGUUUGCCACUUGAAAAUCGUGUUUUACUUUUUGCAUGAAUUAAAGCAAAGGUCAAGGAGUAGUGACGUCACUGGACGGCAUUAACGGCCGGUCGAUUCACCACCGCGGUCAAACGUCUAAAUCGUUAUUUUUGUUUUUUAUUCCUGGGAUUUCAUUUACCAGUUAGAGAAAAAUGGGCAAAGAUAUAUAAAUCAGUUAGUCAACAUAACUAUCUUUCCAUUUUUCUCAAAAUUUUGAGCUUUUUUCGCUGAAAACGCUUCGUGCUAAAAGAGAAUCAUGUUUGAAAAUGGCGUCGAUAAUAACGUCAGCAUCGGUUUUCAAUCACUUAGAACUUUUUUAGUAAACUUUUAAAAAGUUUAGUAAACUAACAGGAUGUUGGUAAUACCCUAAACUUUCGAUAGUGAAAGUAGCAACCUUAACGUUAAGUAUUUCGCUUAACUUUUGCAAAUUUCACUCGUUUGAUCGCUGUGAAGGUCGAUUCAAGACGUUACUGAGGGAGUAAUAACGACUCGAAGUAAUCGGAUGAAAUUCAGGCUAACAACGUCGACAUUUUUUAAAAAUUUUGUAAACUCAAUCAAACUCGUGCGUUCAUAUUUGCAUCAACGCGGGAAAGAUUUUUAUCCUUAGCAAGAAGUAGGACUUUCGUCGCUUAAAGCCAGAGGGCUAGAAUUAGAAUAAGACUGAAGCGCUGGCAACUAUGGCUGUAUAGUAAUUGUAGCCCUAUAUGUAUAGUUCUGCCAAGAGUACAGCUACAGUAGCUUCUUCGAACAGUUGUUGGCGAAGAGAAGCAACCGACAGCAAUGGGCCACAUUGAUUAGAAAGAAUAUGCGUUGCACUUUUACUUUCCCAAAUUCAGACGCUGGAAUGGUUACUCUUUUUAUUCACUAGAAACAAACGGACUAGUGAUGGAUACAGGCUCUUACAAAUUCUGGGUGACAUUCGUUGUAUGAGAAACUCUUUGAGAGCUUCAUGGUUUAGACGAAGAUUAAAAAUGUCUUUAAAAGAUUAAAAUAUAUACUUUUUAUUCUCUAGUUAUCAAGCAUAUAUUGGAGGCAUCCACAAACAUGGAAAGGUGAAAAUAUUAGACGCAAAUAAGGAGUUGAACGACGGCGAAUGGCACAAUGUCACCUUAGUACAACGUGGAAGAACUGCUAUUCUUGAGGUGGAUAAGUUGCGAAGCUCAAAAAUCGUUCAAACAGACUACCAAGAUCUUCACCUCGACGGCAACAUUUUCAUUGGUGGAAUGAGGUCUUCCGACUACAAGAUCCACCGUCCUGAGAGCCGUAAUUUUAGCGGGUGCAUUGAAGACCUUACAUUUCGUGGUGCAAACCUGAUCAGAAAGGCUGAAACCAAACGUCCAGAGGUCAGUGUGUACGGGAAUAUUAAUGUGGCAUUUAAGUGCGAGGAACUCGAUUAUAGGGUAGUAACACUUCCGAAUCCGAACACAGGCUAUCGAGUGACUGUACGUAAGUUACACGCAGACAACGACACAUUUUCAACGAGUUUUUACUUUCGUACAUACAUAAAACAAGGCCUUCUGUUGUCACGAAGCGCGAUUAAGGUCAAGUUAAAUUUGCGAUUGUCACAUGGCACUUUGAUUUAUAAUCUUAUGGCUCCAAACGGAUCAAGGACAACAUUAAAACUGGGUUCUGAACUUGACGAUGGAGAAUGGCAUAAAGUCAACGCUAGUGUCAGAGGGCGAGAAGUUCGCUUGCAACUCGACGAGAAAAUCCGGACAGAACCUUUGAACCAAUCACGGCCUUUAAUGCUGGACUUCGCAAAUAAAUCUCGCCUGAAAAUAUUUCUUGGUGCCUUUGAAGAGAGAGAUUUUCCCGGUUUUGUUGGGUGCGUUUACAACUUACAGAUAGACAGUCAUAGGAUUACAAUAAAUAAUCUCAAGAGUAAAAGCGGCAAACACACUAAUAAAUAUUUGCGAAACACUUGCCGCCUACAGAAUCGCUGCCAGCCGAAUCCGUGUAAAAACCGAGGCAUAUGUACACAGACUUGGGACAGGUUCUACUGUAAUUGUAAAUACACCGUAUUUGAAGGGGAACGAUGCGAUAUUUCUAUUUACAAGGCCACAUGCGAAUAUUACAAAGCCAUGGGGUUGGAGAAAAGUGCUUUGUGUUUGCUUGACUCAGUAGGUGGUGGAACGCCAUAUACAGCAUAUUGUAAUUUAACCCGGGAUGCCGCAAAAACGACAAUACGUCACGAUAAAAUGACUAAAACGAGAGUAGGAGAUGGGAUUAUGAAAGGAUCUGAUUAUCUACAUGAAAUAACGUACUCCAUUGGCAUGGAACAAAUUGAAAAACUAAUUAGGAAAAGCAGCAAAUGUCGCCAACAUGUUAGGUUUCAUUGCUUCCAAUCUAAGCUUCUAAAUUCGCCCAAUGGGCCUCCUCACGCGUUGUGGCUGUCACGUGACUCGGAGAGACAAAACUAUUGGGGCGGAGCAGAACCCGGAAGUGAAAAAUGCGCGUGCGGAAUGUCUGACCCGCCGACUUGUGCGGGUACCGGUAAAUUUUGCAAUUGUGACAACAAGGACAGAAUAUGGCAAGUGGAUGAAGGAUAUUUGACAGAUAAAAACGCUCUUCCCGUCACUGCUCUGGUAUUUAACUCCAAAAGCGAGAGAUCUGACUUCACAGUAGGUCCACUGGAAUGUUGGGGAGGUUUAGAUAAAUAUAAAAUUUCCAUGAUACAACCCCAGCAGAGUGGAAUGGCGACUGAUAAUCCAUUAGAGAAAGGUUGUCCGAAUGAUCCGAAACCAACGGAAGCGAUCAACAUCACGACUUCUCUUAGCUCCACCAAUAAAGUUUCCACACCGAAAACGACCUGCACAACAUCCCCAACCUCCAAGCCAAAUGCUACCACGACAGCUCCCUAUCCUAAAACGCCUGCAAAAGAAAUACAAAGCUCACUAUCGCCAAAAGAAUUCACUGUAGAUAACGGAACCGGAGAAUUGUCUACCAUCGCUAUCGUAAUGAUUUCCGGCGCUUUAGUAGUUAUUGUUCUAUUAUCCAUGAAAUUAGGUCUUCCUCGCGUUAUUAUGUGUGUUCGAACGCACAGUAAGCGUGGCGAGUACAUUGUCCCACCGACCGGCUCUGGUGGAUAUCCAGCAAGAUUAUUUCCGCUGGUAGCCAAACGUGCGUCACUACGGGGGAAGCAGUUAACACAGUACAGCGUAAAUGACAAACAUGUAGAGGGCAACACGACAAGUGGAAUCAAUUCAUACUGGGUGUGA
Porites evermanni is the source of this 6688-nucleotide messenger RNA. The record is from the annotation of a GenBank genome assembly. Lineage: Eukaryota; Metazoa; Cnidaria; Anthozoa; Scleractinia; Poritidae.